Messenger RNA from Anthostomella pinea, 1755 nucleotides. The record is from the annotation of a GenBank genome assembly. Lineage: Eukaryota; Fungi; Ascomycota; Sordariomycetes; Xylariales; Xylariaceae.
AUGUUGAAUAGGAGGUCUUGGAGUGUUUCCGCACUCGUUUUGGUUGCCAUCAGCCUGUUCCUUACUCUCUUAACUGGGCGCAUCUACCUAUCACACAACAUCUCGAGCUGGCCUAGACCGCACGUUGUUGAAUCACCUACGCGGCUUGAAGUCAGUGCGGUGACCGCUGCGAAGUUUCCUUUGGAGUACUACCCAAAUAAUGAAGCCGAGGAUGUCUGCUCUCGUUAUUCCCCCACAUACUUGGAUGAUUUCCGAGCGCUCACCGCCUCUUACUGCGAGCCAGCGUCACCGGCAAAGUUGACCUGUUUCCACCGCUCUUCGGGAUUCAAUAAGGUCACGGACUCUUUCUGUUUUGCUCAGGGAGCUGUCUUGGAUACGAGCAGGGGCAGAUUCCAACUGGACUGUGCAUUGCGACAACUAUCGCAGGAAGAGCAGGACGAUGGUAUACUGCCCUUCGAUCGCCUGCCGGCCUACUGGUACGAGACAGGCCCGGCCAACGUCUUUUCACUUGCUGUAGAUGUGAACAGACGAACGUCCCCGCCGCUCGUUGAUAGCGAAGCUGCAGCGAAGGUUGACAAAGCAACCACUCGAGAAAGCACGCCCGCUCCCGGUCUCGACACAACACCGCCAGUUACGAGCCAGACGCCGUUGCCUUCUCCUAAGAAGUUGCUUCUUCUCAAGCGCGAGGGAGAAGGUAACCCUUGGCAUUGCCUCAUGGAGAUAUUCUCCACGUACAUGACGUUCGACAUCUUGCGCAUGUCCGGAGACAGUGCCGAAGGACAUCCUCUUUUCCAGGACCCGGAAGAUUCCUAUGAUACGCAGGUCGUUAUUCUGGACAGUCGCGAAGAUGGCCCGUACUUCGACCUAUGGACUUUAUUUUCGCGACGGAAGCCCUUGCGCAUUCAUCAGCUGCUGGGUGACCGGUCUAUGGCCAAUAGCCUCAAGGAUGUCGAUCUGAUUGUCCCCCUUGCCGGAAGCAGCAAUCCAUUCUGGAAAGACGAUGAGAGAGCCGAGCAAUGCACGCAGGCGCCGAUUCUCGACGUCUUCAGUCGCCGCGUGCUCGAGUUCUACGGUGUAGAGGAGCCUCUGGUGCGACAGAGUAACAAGCCCAUCGUCGUCACGUUUGUCAACCGUCGAGAGAGUCGGCGGCUACACAAAGAACGUUACCUGCUCGCUGAGCUCCAAAGGAGAGACCCACAUAUCGACGUACGAAUGGUCGACUUCGCGGCUCUCCCGUUCUCUGAGCAGGUACGAGUCGCACGUGAGACUGAUGUCCUCGUGGGAGUGCAUGGCGCUGGCCUGACUCACUCCAUGUUUCUGCGCCCUGGCGCAGCUGCCGUGGUGGAGAUCCAGCCGAACGAGAUGGACCACAAAGGCUUCCGGAAUAUCGCUGGCAUGCGCGGCCUUGGAUACUUCCGUGUUCAUUCAAACACAAUAUCCCCUGAGGAUUGGAGGGAAGGAGAAGAAGAGAUACGGAAUUCGCGGGACGAGACUGGGGGUCAUGCCACGGAGCCAAGCAACGAGAGCAGCCCAUUGCAGGGUAGGAAGAGCACGAAGUACCAUCAAAGGAGGGCUGUGGCCAAUCAUCAAGAUGACGACGAAGCCGACGAGAUCGCGGUGGGUAGAGGGUUACGGCGACGAGAUGGUUGGCAUCUGGCAGAUGUGGAAAUAGAAGAGGACCGAUUCUUCGAAGUCGUCGAGGCGGCUACCAAAUACAUGUAUAAUAAGGGACCCUGGGGGUUCGAUGUAAACUAG